Molecule: messenger RNA, 1833 nt
Organism: Ogataea philodendri
Lineage: Eukaryota; Fungi; Ascomycota; Pichiomycetes; Pichiales; Pichiaceae
Exons: 1
Coding region: 1-1833 (610 amino acids)
Molecular function (GO): protein binding
Source: RefSeq, a predicted model, not a curated record
AUGGACCCGAUCAAAAAGGGCUUACUGCUAUUUGAAAAAGGCAAAUACAAGGAGGCUGAGCUCUCGUUCACUAAUUCGAUCAAGUUCGGAUACCAGGAAUUGAGAUGCGGCAAAAAUGAAUGGAGAUCCAAGUUGGGAUUGUUAUUGGAUUCGCGUGCGGCAUGUCACGAGAAACUUGGCGACUUAAGAUCAGCUCUGGAAGACGCGCGUCAACAGAUCGAGCUAGAACCUUACAAGUGCAAAAGUUAUCUUCGAGCAGCCAAAAUACACGUACUGGAUGGGCGUGAAUACGAAGCUUUAUCUGUUCUGGAAUCUGGGAUCAAACGACUAAAACAUGGGAAAUCAAAAUAUGGAGACCGGCUGAAAAUCAACGAGCGAUUGUAUGAGAAGAUGAUAGCGGAAGCUUCCAGUUUGAAGGAAAAGCAGCCUACGAAACGUAGAAAAUUGAAGUCAACUGAUCCUCUGAAAUAUCUACCUUUCGAAUUAGUCUCCACUAUAUUGAGUCUCGUGGAUCAACCAACGCUACUUAACUGCUUCUUGGUGAACCACCAAUGGUACGAGACUGUGGGAAAUACACUUGGAAUUCUCAACAGCCCUCGCAUCAAGAAACAUCUAUCCCUGAAAGAAUUUGUCAAAUUUCUGAAUUUCUAUCGAUCUCGCAAACGUCACAGAUUCAAAGCUCUGGACUUGAGCUUAAGAGCCACUGAAGAGACCAGUAUGGUUAAGCAGCUGCUGGCUAGCGGAUUCCGAACUGAAAAACUAACGUUGAGUUUAGGAAAGUAUGAUAAUUAUGAGCUCUCCAAGUCGCUUAAAAAUAUCACGGCAGGACGCCAUAUGUUUCACGACCUAAAAGAGCUAUCGAUAUCCAUGCCCGUUAUUGAAAACGGCGGGGGAUUGACAGAGCUGCUUCAGUAUCUCAACUCAAACAUAGAUAAGCUCAAUAUUGUGAUCACAGACUUGAACAUUUCCAAACUGGUGAGACUUGAUACAACCAAUAUUACAUUUACUCAAAUGUCGAAUUUUGCAUUAGUGAUCCGACCACAGUUGUCGGAAAAACUGAACAAGAGAGUCACUCAGAAUCUCUUGAGCAAUGCCACUUUUGAGAACGUGAUAACGUUACAGCUGAUUAACUGCGAGGUAGAACCUGAAAACUUACAGAAUCUCUUGAGGCGAUCGAGGCGGCUUGAGAGUCUGACAAUAGAUUCUUGUGGAGUUACAACGCUUGGAGAAAUCCUCAGAGGACUAGAAUCCACAAAAUCUACAUUGAAAAGCUUGCAUGUGAAAGAAAGUUCAAAAUCGAGGCCCGUGACGUCGAUCUCUCAAUUAAAUUUACACUCCAUAUCGAGAUUACGCACAUUGUCAUUGGAGAAUACAUCAUUGAAUUUCCACCAAUUAAUGCUUGUUCUGUGCAGCACUAACAAACAUCUGCGACAUCUGAGGUUGAAAGCCAACUACAAAGUGGUGUUUGCACGCAGUGCUUUCGAUCGCAGACUACCGGAUACUGCUACCCGUGCAUUCCAGUUUAGGGAAUUUCUCGAGGCAGUGCCACAGUUAGAGUCUUUAUCGUUAGUGCAGGGCACAAACUUGACAGACUCAGCGCUGCGGAAUUUCUCAAGUGAGCUGAUCUCGACUUCACAGCCGAUCGGGCUUAAAAUUUUGGACUUAUCUAUGAACGAAAUAAGCGGGGUUGGUAUCAUCGAUCUAUUCCAGAGACCCAAAAGCUGGUUGCGACUGGAUCAGCUCAUUGCCAAUGGGUGCGAUAUGCAUCCGGAUACUUCCAAUUUUCUGUUACGACGCGAAUACUGCCGCUAUAUCCAAAGCAUCGAUCGAUAA